Populus nigra (black poplar) is the source of this 3350-nucleotide messenger RNA. RefSeq names its product probable inactive ATP-dependent zinc metalloprotease FTSHI 4, chloroplastic. Lineage: Eukaryota; Viridiplantae; Streptophyta; Magnoliopsida; Malpighiales; Salicaceae. Gene Ontology annotation, cellular component: chloroplast thylakoid. The record is from RefSeq and is a predicted model, not a curated record. Gene Ontology annotation, molecular function: ATP-dependent peptidase activity; ATP binding; ATP hydrolysis activity. Gene Ontology annotation, biological process: proteolysis. The transcript is spliced from 18 exons. The coding region runs from base 570 to 2780 and encodes 736 amino acids.
CGUCACUCACUUCUCUUUAGGAAUCACAAGUCACUUAAAUUCACUGUCUUUGCUGCUUCUUCUUCUAACUCGGUUACCUCUUCCUCUAACUCAGCACAAGUAGCUGAAGAAGACCCCGAGUCCACACAGUUAUUCGAGGGAAAGUUCAUGGGAAAAAAAAACUGAAGUGAAUUUUCUAUUUUUGUUUUAGUAUUCGCUGUUUUUCAUUUCAUUUGUUAGGAAACUGGAAAUUUCAGUUAUACACACACACACACACACACACACAUACUUGAUUUAUUUAUUUUCCAAAAAAAAUAAGUUUUGUUUGGAUACUGAGAAAGUGCGGAAAGAAAAUGUAGCUACACGGUCCUGAAAUUCAUAUUUAUCUAUCCCCAAGUUCUGAAAUAUUUUAUUUUAUUUUUUUCCGAGAAUGAACCACUGUUUGGUCACUCAGAAAGUGAGAGAAGAAAAUAGAAGGGCUAUCUUUGUAUUUCAAUGAUUUGAAACUGAAAGAAGCAGAGAGAGAAAGAAUUAAUAAAUUGGAAGAAUUGGAGAGAAAGGCAGAUAUACAAUUAGAGAGGAAUCUAGUAAUGGCUUCAAACUGGAGCAGGGCAUUGUUGAUGAUGCGAGGAAAGUUAAAAGGAACGGAAUGGGAUCCUGAGAAUUCUCAUAGGAUUGAUUUUAGUGAUUUUUUGAGACUUGUUAACUCCAAUAAUGUUCAGUUUAUGGAGUACGCAAAUUACGGCCAGAAUGUUUCAGUGAUUCUUCCAUACUACAAAGAGGCAAAAAAGGAAGGAUCAGAAGGAAAUUCAAACAAAGAAAUAAUUUUCCGGCGCCAUGUGGUUGACCGUAUGCCAAUUGAUUGUUGGAAUGAUGUUUGGCAAAAGUUGCACCAGCAAAUAGUCAAUGUUGAUGUCCAUAAUGUGAAUGCAGUCCCUGCAGAAGUCUACUCCACUGUUGCAACUGCUGUCAUAUGGGCAAUGCGACUUGCUCUUUCUAUUGUGUUAUAUCUCUGGAUUGAUAAUAUGACGAGACCUAUUUAUGCGAAGUUAAUACCUUGUGACUUGGGAAAGCCGAGCGAAACAGUUAGGCAGCCACUCAAGCGUCGUGCACUUGGGUCAUUAGGCAAGAGUAGGGCAAAGUUUAUAUCAGCAGAAGAAACCACCGGUGUUACCUUUGAUGAUUUUGCUGGCCAGGAAUAUAUAAAGAGGGAACUGCAAGAGAUUGUACGCAUUUUGAAGAAUGAUGAAGAGUUUCAAGAUAAAGGUAUCUAUUGCCCAAAAGGUGUCCUUCUCCAUGGGCCUCCAGGAACUGGUAAAACACUGCUCGCUAAAGCCAUUGCUGGUGAAGCAGGACUGCCUUUCUUUGCUGCAAAUGGCACAGAUUUUGUAGAGAUGUUUGUAGGAGUUGCAGCAUCUCGUGUCAAGGAUCUUUUUGCUAGUGCCAGAUCAUUCGCUCCUUCCAUCAUCUUUAUUGAUGAAAUUGAUGCCAUUGGUAGCAAGCGUGGUGGACCUGAUAUUGGUGGGGGUGGUGCAGAGAGAGAGCAAGGUCUGCUUCAGAUACUGACUGAGAUGGAUGGAUUUAAGGAAUUUACAUCACAGGUGCUGGUUAUAGGAGCAACAAAUAGACUUGAUAUUCUUGAUCCUGCUCUCUUGAGAAAAGGUCGUUUUGACAAGAUUGUGAGAGUUGGUUUGCCAUCUAAGGAUGGCAGAUUGGCAAUAUUGAAGGUGCAUGCUAGAAAUAAAUUUUUUCGGUCAGAAAAGGAAAGGGACACUCUACUGCAGGAAAUUGCUGAGCUUACAGAAGAUUUUACUGGGGCAGAGCUGCAGAACAUACUGAAUGAAGCUGGAAUUUUGACUGCCAGGAAGGAUUUAGACUAUAUUGGGCGAGAAGAACUUUUAGAGGCCUUGAAGAGGCAAAAAGGCACAUUUGAAACAGGACAAGAAGAUAGUACUGAAAUUCCUGAGGAAUUGAAAUUAAGAUUGGCAUACAGAGAAGCAGCUGUUGCUAUUCUUGCAUGCUACCUUCCGGAUCCCUUCCGCCCUUUCACAGAGACUGAUAUAAACUCUAUCACCAGCCAGCCAAAUAUGCGUUAUACAGAAACUGCAGGAAGGAUUUUUGCAAGGAAAUCAGAUUAUGUGAACUCUAUAGUGCGUGCAUGUGCUCCUAGAGUGAUUGAGGAGGAGAUGUUUGGGAUAAACAACAUGUGUUGGAUCUCCGCAAAGGCUACCUUGGAAGCUUCGCGCCAUGCAGAAUUUCUUAUUCUCCAAACUGGGAUGACAGCAUUUGGGAAAGCAUUCUACAGGAAACAUAAUGAUCUUGUGCCCAAUCUUGCAGCUAAACUUGAAGCUCUGCGAGAUGAAUACAUGCGAUACGCUGUGGACAAAUGUUCAUCUGUCCUGAGAGAAUAUCAUUCAGCUGUAGAAACAAUUACAGACAUUUUACUUGAGAAGGGACAGAUAGAAGCGUCAGAAAUUUGGGACAUAUACAAAAGAGCUCCUCGAAUACCUCAACCCGCUGUAAAUCCUGUUGAUGAAUAUGGAGCCCUAAUUUAUGCUGGACGAUGGGGGAUCCAUGGGAUUACCCUUCCUGGGAGGGUUACAUUUGCACCUGGAAAUGUUGGGUUUGCAACCUUUGGUGCACCCCGCCCUAUGGAGACACAAGUUGUCAGUGAUGAAACUUGGAAGCUAAUGGAUGGUAUCUGGGAUCAAAGGGUUCAGGAAAUAAGAUCUGAAGCUUCAAUGGAGAUUGAAGAAGACAAGGAGAGGCCACAACUUUUGAUGGCCAGCCAUUUCCUUUGAAAACAGAUGGGUUUUUUCUUAGAUAUAAAAAAGGUGGACUUGCAAUCUCACAAAGGCUAUGUCUCCACGGUAACAGGUCUUUUACUUGCAUUGUUAUCAUAAUUUUCCAAGAUUAAGCAGGAUUGUCAAAUCUGAGAAAGGGUUGAAUUCAGUCAAUCUCAAAGAUACAGGUGCUAAUUGUGAAUCCAUCAGCAGACAAUUUGUUCAGUAUCAACUGUUGUUGUAUGCUAUGAUUACUACACGGGGGCCAGCAUGGAAGUGGGAAAUGGAAAGACUUUUUUCAGUGGUCGAUUUUUAAUUGGUUGCUAUCAGUUUAGAUAUCUAGGCAGAUCAAUUAUUUGAAUCUUAGCAAGUCAAAGCUUACCAGAAUUAAACAAAUUGGUGAAUUUGUGAAUCAUCUUCAAUUUGCUACAAUCCCAUUAUAAGUCGAUGCAACAAGCCAGUUGACUUGUCCAUCACUAGUUUUCAUUAUAGAAGGACUCGCUGUUGCGUCCCCUUUGUAAUUACUUCUGUGAACGACAUCAUCUGCAGAUUCAAGGCUGUUGAACUCGAGGCCCCUUAUUUUGACAA